Anolis carolinensis (green anole) is the source of this 4201-nucleotide messenger RNA. RefSeq names its product RNA exonuclease 5 (gene rexo5). Lineage: Eukaryota; Metazoa; Chordata; Lepidosauria; Squamata; Anolidae. Gene Ontology annotation, molecular function: exonuclease activity; RNA binding. Gene Ontology annotation, cellular component: nucleus. The transcript has 20 exons. Bases 189 to 2459 code for a protein of 756 amino acids. The record is from RefSeq and is a predicted model, not a curated record.
AUCCACACUUUGCUCUUUAGGACACGCCCCUUUCUCUCCCUCUUUCUCCGAAGCCUUGCCUCAAUCGCUUCUCUCAGGCUCAACGCGUCGAUUGCCGAACAAGGUGCCUUUUCGAUGAGGCUCUUCUUGAGGGAAGGAAGCAGCAAGCGGGAGGAGUUGACCCACUUUAAACAAUAUUUACAAACAUAAUGGCUCCAGAAACUCAAGUAGUUAAAAGCAAAAGACAGUGUGAAGAUAAUGAGAAUGAAGAAGAGCCCCAGAAGAUUAAAAGGAAGAGGAAGUUUGCUGAGAAUGAGAAAGAGGCAAAGAAACCUCAUUUGUCUGAUGCAUUGUUUGGGGGAGAGUGCAAAAUCAGCUAUGACCAACUGUAUGAAUUCCUCAAAUAUGCUGCGUUAGGAAAACAACACGGAGCAACACAGUCCAGUUGGUGCCGAAUUCAUCAUCGCAGGCGUCUGUCUGGUGUGUCAGUCGUGGUUUUACGCGAAGUGAGUCAGCUCCAUUUCUAUCUGUUCUACUUACAGUUCAAGUUUCUGAGGAGGAUGUUCAGACAUCAUUUUUCGCUACCACCUGCAUCAGGUGAUUUUAUGGAAAGACUUUGUGGAGCAGGUAUAAAGAACCAUCGGCAAAUCAGCAGCCUAGAGUUGGAGAAAGAUCCUGUGAUUCAGAAAUAUGGAAAUGAAUGCCGUGGGCUCUCCAAUUACAUUUUAACACCGAAGGAGAUGCGUCUUCAUAAUUACCCCAUAGAAGGGCACGAUGACUGUGUCUGUUUCGUUCGCACUCCCUGCAAGGGUCCUGUAACAGACAGCAGCCCCCUCUUCGGACUGGACUGCGAAAUGUGUCUCACUGAAAAGGGGUCCGAACUCACGCGAAUCUCAGUGGUGGAUGCCAGUGGCCAGUGCAUUUUGGAUGAACUCGUCAAACCCAAAUUACCAAUAAUAAAUUAUCUCACCAGCUACUCUGGCAUCACCGAGAAGCUGCUUCUCCCAGUCGUGACGACCCUCUCUGACAUCCAGAACCAAUUAAAGAAUCUGCUCCCUGCUGAUGCGGUUUUAGUGGGCCACUCCUUGAAUUUUGACCUCCGAGCCCUAGAAAUGGUGCAUCCAAAUGUUAUAGACACCUCUGUUCUUUUUGCCAGGAAACGGAACAAAAAGUUCAAGCUCAAAUUCUUAGCAGAAGCUGUUUUAGGGAAAGACAUUCAACGCAUGGAUGGAACAGGCCAUGAUCCAACAGAAGAUGCUCUGUGUGCGCUGGAAUUGGCCCAGUAUUUCAUUAAUCAGGGACCCAGAAAGGUAGCCGAGAUGAACCUGGAAGCCCAGUUGCUUGAGACAAGGAAGAUAGGAGAGAAGCUGAGCUGUGCCUUGCCAAACCCCCAAAAUGGGGCCCAGAAACCCACCCAAAGCCUUCUUGACAUUUUGCAUUCUGUUGGUCAGAAAACAUUGCUUCUUGGAGGAUGGGCUGAAGCAGCUUCCAACAACGGUCAGACUCAAACAGGGCCUCAAAAUAAACAAAUUCUCCAGAGAGCCCUGGAAGAGGUUCCCACAUCCUCCUUCAGUGUGAUUCAGUUUGGUCUGGGUUCAAGGCAGGAUACAUCUGACCUCGUUGCAAAAAUGCGGACCAAGCUGGCCAACCUGCUGACAAUCUAUGCAGGCCCAUUUGGUAAAGACAUAUGUCUGAAGCCUUUGAAGAAAAUCUUUAAGAAGUACGGCCACAUUCAGUCAAUAAGGAUCGUUCCAGACACAUCGGAGCCACAUAUCUGUAUCCAGUAUGAAGUCCAAGAAGCUGCUCAGCUUGCUGUGGAGAGACUAAAUGGGGAAGAAAUUGGUGGCUCUCUAGUCAAGGUUCAGAGACCCAUCACAGAGAGCACCUUGGAUUGUGAGAUGCUUCUGAAAGAGCUGGAAAAAGAUUCCGACAAUGAAGGUGUCAUUUACUUGGCAGGACUGAGGAAGACUCAGCGGGAGGCAGAUCUGCAGCAAGAGUUGGGAUAUUUGAAAGACUUAGCUUCUGUUUUUCUGCCAAGGGAUCCCAGGACAGGCAGAAGUCGAAAUUACUGUUUUCUGAAAUUCAAGACGCCACAAAGUGCUGCCAAUGCGCUAACAGCCAUAGAGGAGCACGGGGCCCAAGGCAGUGACCUCCGGGGCCGGUGGGCCCUGACCCCUCCCCACUUGCAUCAGUGGGCAUCGAAGAUCAGUGCAGAGGGCAGCCAGUUGGCAGAACCAUCGUCACACCCUGAGGCUUGUCUGCAGGAAGUGGAGCCGCCCUUUGCCCUGGAGCAAGAAGUUCAAAAACAAAUGAAAGCAUUGGAUCGCAAAAUCAAAAAGUUUUUCCAGCACUUGCCAAAUCACACACUCUGCAUCGUUCUAUUGCCGGGCUCAAACAGGCCUUCUGAAUCUCACCCGGGCUUUGCCCUGCUGGGCAUCAAAGAAGAAAAUCCACUUCUUAGCUCUUGUGCCUGGUGCUGACACUUGGAAAAACAUGGCAAGUUUUGUGAAACCCUAUCAUGUUUCAAAUAUUUUUAAUUAUAUGAAGAUAUUAAACCAUUUAAAAAUAUCAAUCCAGUGGUCAACCCCGUAAAGGAUUCUUUCCUAAGUGUGUUUAGAGCCAAAUACUGUUGGGAAGUUUUGAAAGGGGUCAAAACCACAACAUUCUCCAUUCUUUUUAAAACUGACCAACAUGUUGUGUUCAGCAGCAUUCAGGUACAUUUAGCAGUUUGGUAGAUAGAACACCAGUUGAGGACUGACUCCCUUGUAUCCAAUGAUAUCACAAGCUCUUCCUGCCGAAAUCCCUUGAAUGACAUAGUUAUCUAAGGAUUCUGCAAGAUAAAAUUCAGUAAUAAUAAUAAUACUUUAUUUAUAUCCCGUCCUAUCUCCCUGAGGUGACUCAGAGCGGCUGAGGACCAAAUAUCCUCACAGUAAAAAAAAAAAGGCUCCAGUGAAUUCAACAAAAUUGAAGGCAAGGAUUUUUCACACCCAUUGGUCAUACCAAUGAAAGACAAGAGAGGUUUUUGUAAGAACUGCUUAACAAAUUGCCUCUGAGAAUGGUGGAUUCCUAUCUUUUGAAGUCUUUAAGUAGAAUAGGGUUGGACUAAAUGACGCUUGUCAUGCCUUCCAUUCUGUGAUUCUGGGUCUCAGUUCAAAAUAAGAAGGACCUAAAUCCAGCUUCCCAUUCAGCCAUGAAACUAGAUGUGAUAUGAAGUUGGCCUGACAUUACACCUGGAGUAAUGCAUUCCCAUCAAGGCAACCAUUUUCUUCCACAAUUCAAGGAAGAUCCCUGCUUCUUUCUUAUUGCUCCACAAAUUCCACAAGUGUUAUUUAUUUCCCAAAGUCUGAGGUUUUAGAAGUGGAGGAGCAGCAGGGCAAAGGGAAGGCUAUAUCAUACCAAAGAAAAGAACAACUGUUGUGCAUUUGGAAGAAGAGUUGCUCAACCAGGCUCCCUGUCUGGUCACAGCCCGAGGCGCACCCAGCCCUGGACAUGUGCAAAGGCGGCAGCCAAAAGAGCGAGACGGAAAGAGAUACGCUCCAAGGCUAAGUUGGCAUGCCCCCCCCCCCCCCCCCCGGCCUCAAUUAGGCUUUUGUUUUGGACAACGUUGAAGACAUUAAUCUUGUUUAUAAAAGAAACUGGGACGGAUGGCAACGGCAAGCUCUGGAAGCUGAAUUUAUGUAUUAAGAAAUGGAAGCCACAGACUAAUAUGAAGUGAAUGCAACAAAAUGUGUGGUGCUGUUUCCUUUUCUCUCUUUUUAACGUAGAUGCUUUGGCAGGGCAGGCUGAGCUAAUUUCCCCCUUAAGGACAUUCUCUUCAGGGCAUCUGAAAAAGUGGAUUGCUAUCCAGGAAAGCUUACGCCAACAUAGAUCAGUUAAGUUGUAAUGGUACUGCUAGAUUCCUCUCCCCACAACCACCUCUUUUUGCUGUUUUUUUCUUCUCUCUCUUCAAGGAAGAUACUUAUGUAAAAGUUGGCCAUCACAUAUACAAUGACUUGCCACAAGGAAGCUUGUCACAACCUAUUGGAAUUGGGACAUUUAAGAUGGCACUUUGGACCAAGCUAUGUUGGCACUCAAACAGUGUCCCAAAUGCAUUUAUAGGUUCUGAGUUGACUUACUGAAUCAAUGGUAAAUACAUAUUGUAUAAAUCAAGGGCAAGUUUGGGAGCCAAAAUUAUGGUUUUGUAUACAAUCUGUGGAUAAACUGGAUUCUGUGAAGUUUGCAA